CAGAGAGGCUGCUGCUACUGAGCUGCCUAGGACACACAGCUCUCAGCCGGGGGAAUUAUGCCCUGCCCAGCAGCGGCUGCUUUGCCUAUUUGAAGAGCCGAACCUAUGCAUACCAAGUAGUUAUAAGUCCGGGGCUAUCCCCGUGAUUAUUGGUUAUUAUGAGCAUGGAAGAUUAUGACUACCUGUUCAAAAUAGUUCUCAUAGGAAAUGCUGGAGUUGGAAAGACAUGUCUCGUCCGGCGCUUUACUCAGGGGCUUUUCCCACCUGGACAAGGGGCUACUAUUGGAGUGGAUUUCAUGAUUAAAACUGUGGAAAUCAAUGGGGAGAAGGUCAAGUUGCAGAUAUGGGAUACAGCUGGACAGGAGAGAUUUCGCUCCAUUACUCAGAGUUACUACCGUAGUGCCAACGCCCUUAUCCUCACAUAUGACAUUACCUGUGAGGACUCCUUUCGGUGCCUUCCAGAGUGGCUGAAGGAGAUUGAGCAGUAUGCCAACAACCAAGUGGUGACUAUAUUAGUCGGUAAUAAAAUAGAUCUGGCAGACAAGAGAGAGGUUCUCAGGCAGAGGGCCGAAGACUUCGCUCAGGCUCAGAGCAUGCUCUAUCUGGAGACGUCGGCCAAAGAGUCCGACAACGUCGAGAAACUCUUCCUUGACCUGGCGUGCGAACUCAUUCGAGAAGCCAAGCAGAACAAGCUCGACAACAAUGACACUGCCCCAAUGCCCGGUGAGGGUAAAACCAUCAGUUAUUUGAACUGCUGCAGCCUCAAUUAAAGGGAGCUCAGCUGCCCGGCUGCGGUAACUCGGUAGCCAUUGACUGUAGAGCGUAGAUGGCUGAGCCCCAAUGCCUCCGUCCUGCUAAGAUGGCAUAAAGCCAACACUUAGUUUGGUCAUGUUUUUCCCAUGCCUUUUAUACGCAGUACAAAGGAGCUAGUUGAUUUUAGUUUUUAAAAGUGCUAUCAUUAAAGCCAGUAUCCUCACUGGAUCAGGAUGAACAGGUGCACAUCAAUCCAUUAAAAUAUCAUCAAGACGUUAAUUUAAAUCACUAAUUCAAUUUAAGAAGUGAAAUUUACACAUUAUGUGGAUUCAUUAUGAACAGAGUGAUAUAUUUUGGUUGCAGUUAUUUACUUCUGGAGCUUUUCAUCUUUCUCUUGACAGUACUCGGACAGUACUAAAUGAGGUUUUACACAGGCCUGUUUGUUUUUUAAUUCAGUAUAUAUAUACCAUGGUCAUUAAUGCAGAGAUUGGAAGUUUUGGCAGUGUGGGCAGGUGUCAAGAUCUGCUGGAAACGGAAGUCAACAUUGUCAGCAGAAGGAAGAGUGAAGUGCUCUUCCAUGGUAGGUGACUGUGGACUUCAGAAUAAACUGUGCUCCAACACCAGCGGAUGAUUCGAUUCCCCAAAAAUUUACUCACUGUGGAAACUUCACACCAGACCUUAAGCAACUUGGAUUUUGUUCUUCUCCACUCUUCCUGCAUCCAAAUGAAAUACAAAUUUUACUUUCAUCUGAAAAGACGACAGACGUUUUUUCUCCUUAGGUAAGGCACCUCCGACACAUCUGACAUCAUCUCUGGUUCAGGAGUGGCUUACACAAUUAAUGCCACUGUUGUCGUACAUUUCCAGGAUACGUCAGCAGUCUGUGAACAGCCAGCUUCUUUAACAAUGCCUUUUGGUAUCUUACCCUCCUUUUAGAAGGUGACUCCGACUCUGCAUGAUACCUGCCACAUCAGUUGUAUUUCCAAUGAAAAACUUCCAAUGAAAAAACAUUUCUACAUUCAAAAUCCCUUUUAGAAAUAUAUUGCUCUGUGUGUAAUGAAUUUAUAACAUUUUAAAGGUUUCACUUAACUCAAUUAGUUCAUUUUUUUUUUUUUUUAUCAUAACCCAAUUUCUUCAGAUGCACUUAUGUUUGACUGAUGAUGUGGGUGAUCUGGGUAGGGCUUAGAAACAGCAGGACUUUCCAGUUUGGCCUUUGGGAUUCAUUUCUCAUCCGACAUCAGUAUUCACCAGCAGUAUUACGAGAGCAAAAAGUUUUGCCAGGUAUAUUGUUACAAAUCGGAUGACAAUUUUAGUGAACAUUGGGGUUUAUUAGUUAUCAGUAACAUGUUUACAAGCACUACAUUUUGGAGAUUACUACGGUUGAACAGGCUGAAAAUGUAACAUAAAAUCUGUUGGAUGUUUAUUUUCCCUCUGCUCUGAGAAUCACAUCACAUGACAGCUUUGUCAUUUUUAAAUCAUUUUUUUGCACCUGUCAUUACAUACUGUGAAGCAUUUUUUUCCCCCAAAUUUGACUUUUUACUUGCUGCUAGAACAUGUUUUUAUGUCAUAAAAACUGAACCACAUAUAAAACCUACAGUAUUGUGCAUUGCUAUUAAUAUUUUUUUAGUACAUUGGCAGUUUUAGUGAUUGCUGAUUUAGUUUGAAACAGUUGGAAAGCCUUUUAUCAGUAAAAUAUCAGUAGAUUUUUCUUUAUGAUUGUCAGCUGUUUUCUUUAACAUACACGUGAAUAUUCCUGCAUUUGUCAGUGCUGGUCAUGAAAUAGUUUCAAGGGGCUGUGUCCAUGUAAUUUUAUAUAACUUGUUGUAUUUCAUACAAUGCUUUCUGUGAAUUUAUUUUGUUGUCAGCAUGGUAGUGUCUAAAAUGAUCUUUUAUUCAUUUGCCAUAACUACAGGCUGCUGUAUUGCACAAUGCCAUAUACUGCACACUUAGUUCUUUUUUUUUAACUGUAACACUUAGUGUUUUCUUGUACAGAUUUAUUACUAUAGUACAUCUUGGCACUUUUAUUGUAUGAUUUUGUACCUUCAGUUUUUUUCUCAUUUGCUAGAAGUGCCAGAGUUAUGUUAUUUCUUGUGCUUUAGGUUUAAGAGGAGAUACUUGUGCUUAAUUCUUUACAUCUUCCUGUCAACUUCAAUGGGAUUUACAUCUGAAAGGCUGUUUGAAUUGUUGUGUUUUUUCCUUUUGUGUACAAAAAUAAUCCCUAAAUUACUGUGUAUAUCAUUAAACAGCUACACUAAUUAUUGACAA
This is a messenger RNA of Xiphophorus maculatus (southern platyfish), 3015 nucleotides long. It is a transcript of the gene rab30, whose product is annotated as RAB30, member RAS oncogene family. The transcript is spliced from 5 exons. The record is from RefSeq and is a predicted model, not a curated record. Gene Ontology annotation, biological process: Rab protein signal transduction. Gene Ontology annotation, cellular component: trans-Golgi network. The coding region runs from base 159 to 770 and encodes 203 amino acids. Gene Ontology annotation, molecular function: GTP binding; GTPase activity. NCBI's taxonomy places the organism in Eukaryota, Metazoa, Chordata, Actinopteri, Cyprinodontiformes, Poeciliidae.